AUGGCGCUCGGCAAGGUUGCGGUGGCUGCCUUGGUGGCGUCCCUCCUCCUGCUCAGCACCAUCAAGGCUGCCGACUACCCUCCCGCGGCCGCUCCGUCUCUCGGGCCUCCUCCACACAAGAUCGUCGACCCCAUCAAAGACUGCGGGGACGCGUGCGACGUGAGGUGCAGCGCCAACUCGCGCAAGAACAUGUGCAGCCGCGCGUGCCUCAAGUGCUGCAGCGUCUGCCGCUGCGUGCCGGCGGGCACCGCCGGCAACAAGGAGACCUGCGGCAAGUGCUACACCGACUGGACCACGCACGGCAACAGGACCAAGUGCCCGUGA
Lolium rigidum is the source of this 324-nucleotide messenger RNA. Its product is annotated as snakin-2-like. NCBI's taxonomy places the organism in Eukaryota, Viridiplantae, Streptophyta, Magnoliopsida, Poales, Poaceae. The coding region runs from base 1 to 324 and encodes 107 amino acids. The record is from RefSeq and is a predicted model, not a curated record. The transcript has 3 exons.